This is a messenger RNA of Alosa sapidissima (American shad), 838 nucleotides long. RefSeq names its product guanine nucleotide binding protein (G protein), gamma transducing activity polypeptide 2b (gene gngt2b). Bases 383 to 592 code for a protein of 69 amino acids. Gene Ontology annotation, cellular component: heterotrimeric G-protein complex. The record is from RefSeq and is a predicted model, not a curated record. Gene Ontology annotation, biological process: G protein-coupled receptor signaling pathway. The transcript has 5 exons. Gene Ontology annotation, molecular function: G-protein beta-subunit binding. NCBI's taxonomy places the organism in Eukaryota, Metazoa, Chordata, Actinopteri, Clupeiformes, Clupeidae.
GCUAUGGCCCAUGCCUCUGAAGGAAGGAACGGCUUGGAUACAAAAGGUCAUCCCAUUUUAUUGUGCUGCUUAGCCCAUUUUCGACAGUAAUAACCUAUCAUGCCCAACCGUGUCUUGAUUAUUCCUUUGCAAAAUGGCCAGAAGACCUUUGGAAGUAGGGGAUAUAGGACUGGUGACAUCAUCUCAUCCCAAUCCCGUGCCGCGACAUGAUUGGACGAGAGCAGCAGAAAGAGGAGAGCGGAGAGGAGCGGGUGAUCAGAACGCCGGCAGACCAGGAGGAGGACGAGGGAAGGGACGCUUGCGCUUGCAGCUCCCGCUCUGCUCCUAGGAGACUGAACCCCACUUUUCUGACUGCUGGGAGGGAGACUGAUCAACAGGCAGGAUGGCUCGGGAUAUGUCCGAGAAGGACAUCCUGAAAAUGGAAAUUGAACAAUUGAAGAAGGAAGUCAGCACACCCAGAUCAGCGAUCUCUGCUUCUGCCAAAGAAACGAUCGAAUGGGUGGAGACCCAGUCUGCUGAAGACCCCCUCAUGAAGGGCGUCCCUGAGGACAAGAACCCGUUCAAGGAGAAGGGUGGCUGCACUAUUACAUAGCACAGGCCCUGUCUAGAACAGGGCGAAGUCGGUCGGUUAAUAUUUCUUUUUUUUAUUAUUUAUUUUUGUUUCCUUGGGAAUAGUCAGUUCCGUCGUGGAUCGUAGGGUGAUUUUGGAUGUCCGCUGUUCAGAACAUGUAUAUGUGUGUGGUGGAGAGGCUCUGUUAGAGUUCAGUCUGAUUUCUAUCACUAUGUCCCACGAUGUGAUUGGUGUUUGUCUUUGUAAAAUAAAAGCCACUUAGCUAUG